Brassica napus (rape) is the source of this 1003-nucleotide messenger RNA. RefSeq lists its product as uncharacterized. Gene Ontology annotation, molecular function: structural constituent of ribosome; small ribosomal subunit rRNA binding. The record is from RefSeq and is a predicted model, not a curated record. NCBI's taxonomy places the organism in Eukaryota, Viridiplantae, Streptophyta, Magnoliopsida, Brassicales, Brassicaceae. Gene Ontology annotation, cellular component: ribosome. Bases 361 to 780 code for a protein of 139 amino acids. Gene Ontology annotation, biological process: translation. The transcript is spliced from 2 exons.
AGAAAACACAAGUGGGAUACUUAAUUAGCUUUCUAACCCUGCUUGUCUCAAAUUUUAUUUGCCUCUUUGAUUAUUCAAAUGAGUGACUGAUGAGAGAGAUAUGAGAUAUAGAUUCAUCUCUCCAGUACUUGACUACUUGGUGCAUCAAGGGAAAUAUUUUGCAUGUCACGUAGACUAAGUUGCAUAACCAUAUGAUAGACGAUUACACAAGAAGGACGAAACAAAAAAAAAACAGAGAACGGCGUCGUUUUUAGGCGAACUGAGAAGUCUAAAACCCUAAUGUAAAAAUUCCAAAUCUGAUCUUUUUUUCUUCUCUGUAAUUCACUCUCUAGUCGGAAGGAAGAAGAGGAAGAUCUCGAAAUGCCUCUGUACGACUGUAUGCUUCUGUUCAAGCCGAUCAUACGGAAGGAAGGUCUGAUCGAGCUCGUUGCGCGCAUAGGGAAACACGUGUACAGCAGAAAUGGAGUACUCACGGAGGUCAAAUCCUUCGGCAAGGUCGAAUUGGGUUACGGCAUUAGAAAGCUCGACGGCAGACACUAUCAGGGACAAUUGAUGCAGAUAACAAUGAUGGCAACACCAAACAUGAACAAGGAGCUUCACUACCUCAACAAGGAAGACAAACUCCUGCGCUGGCUCCUCGUUAAACACCGCGACAUCAAGAUCGGAGCAUCUGAAAUGGAAGAUCGUCAGGACGAGUCUAGCAGAGUUACUAAUAGUAGGAGCUUGUAUGAUGAAUCCUCGACGGACGAAGAAGACGAUAUCUUAGGCUUAAGGCGAUGAGGAGAAGCAAGAAGUCGUUUACUCUCGGACCAGAGAGAGUGUCCUUCAUCUUUGUCUUGUGGUUAUUGGCUGAUAAACGCCACUUGUAUUGACACGUCAUCUUUGCAUGGGCAGAGCGUGUCUCUGUUUUUAGAACUUGAUUUUUCGUUAUUUUUAUUUUAAUUAUUAAAAAUAGAGGUGAUCGUUGGUGAUAAACAUGAACAAAACACUUGUUGUUGUUCUA